This is a messenger RNA of Verruconis gallopava, 1789 nucleotides long. RefSeq lists its product as uncharacterized. Gene Ontology annotation, molecular function: nucleic acid binding; RNA helicase activity; ATP binding. The record is from RefSeq and is a predicted model, not a curated record. NCBI's taxonomy places the organism in Eukaryota, Fungi, Ascomycota, Dothideomycetes, Venturiales, Sympoventuriaceae. Bases 63 to 1535 code for a protein of 490 amino acids. The transcript has a single exon.
CCCAUCUCCAUAACAUAACCACGGACCAAGAUUCUGCUGCAAGGGAUAACUCUUUGUUCGCGAUGUCUUCCGUAGCCAAGGCUCAUAAGUCUUCGGCCUCGAAAAAGCGAAAACAUGAGACUGGCGAAUCAAAGGACUCUUCAAUGAAGAAGAGCAGAGUAUCGCCUGAAGAUGAUAGACCAAGAUCAAACCAGAACAAUGGUGAAAUCUCAGAGAGAUCUGCAGGAAAUGACCAGACCGUUGCUGAAAAGACGUUCCAUGACUUAGGACUCAUUAAGGAGUUGGCCGAAGCAUGUGACAAGAUGGGCUUCAAAAAGCCAACACCGAUCCAAGAACAAGCAAUUCCGGUGGCUUUAGAAGGUCGAGAUGUCAUCGGUCUCGCAGAGACCGGCUCAGGUAAAACGGCUGCAUUCGCGUUACCGAUAUUAGACGCGCUCAUGAAGAAGCCACAAGCGCUGUUCGGACUAGUCCUUGCUCCCACCAGAGAGCUUGCGUACCAGACCUCACAGCAAUUUGAGGCGCUGGGGUCGGUCAUUGGUGUUCGAUGUGCUACUAUUGUUGGCGGCAUGGAUAUGGUUGCUCAAGCGAUCGCGCUAUCCAAGAAACCACACAUUAUCGUGGCUACUCCCGGACGACUGCUUGAUCAUCUCGAAUCGACGAAGGGAUUCUCAUUACGUCAACUCAAGUACCUGGUUAUGGACGAAGCAGAUCGUCUUCUUGAUCUUGAUUUCGGUCCCGUGCUGGACAAGAUUCUUAAGGUUCUCCCGCGAGAAGGUCGGCAUACAUAUCUCUUCUCCGCUACCAUGUCCAGCAAGGUUGAGUCUCUCCAGCGAGCCUCGCUCCAAAAUCCUGUACGCAUCUCAAUAUCGUCUACGGCACGUCAAACGGUUGCGACACUUAUUCAGCGCGUCCUGAUUAUCCCCCACAAACACAAGGACCUCUAUCUUGUACACCUUCUCUCCGAUGUUUUCCCUGGCCUCACAACCAUCAUUUUCACACGUACGCAAAAUGAGACACAGCGACUAGCCUUCCUGCUCCGUGCUCUCGGGCUUGAAGCCGUUCCAAUACAUGGCGGCAUGUCACAAUCCACGCGCAUGGGAGCUCUCAGCAAGUUUCGCUCCAAAUCGCGCAAGAUACUUGUCGCCACAGACGUUGCUGCACGUGGGCUAGACAUACCUUCAGUUGACUUGAUCCUCAAUUUUGACAUCCCUGAUGACAGCGCCACGUACGUGCACCGCGUGGGUCGUACAGCACGGGCUGGCAAAUCUGGAAAGGCGGUCAACUUCGUGACCCAGUAUGAUGCCGAGGUGUUCCUACGGAUAGAGCAUGCGUUAGGAAGGAAACUCGACGAAUUAGAAGGUGUCGAAAAGGACGUUGCAAUGGUGCAUGCGGAGAGCGUGAAUGAAGCACAGACGAUAGCAAAGCAGCAGAUGAGGGAGAUUCAGGAUGCGAAGAAUGGAGCUAAGGGCGGAAAGGGAAAGCAUGGGCGUGUGAAGGGAAGUGGUAGAGACAAGAUGGACCAAGACCAGGGAUAAAUAUUGGAAUGCUCAUCAUAAAAUAUAUGGUUGUUCUCGUGACAACCAUUAUUAUUGAUCACAUAGAAGCGGGCAAUGCAGUUGCUUUGAAACACUCAAUUCAGACUUGACUGGAUCUAUAUCCAGGCACUUCCAAGACGAGGUGGCACAGAUAAUAGGUUUUCUUCUGUUGGGGAAUAUAUGUGACGAGUAUGUGAAUUCAGAAUGUUACGACACCCUAAUAUGUAAAUGCAUUCGUGAUCAUUUGUGUCAUG